This is a messenger RNA of Xyrichtys novacula (pearly razorfish), 28965 nucleotides long. NCBI's taxonomy places the organism in Eukaryota, Metazoa, Chordata, Actinopteri, Labriformes, Labridae. The record is from the annotation of a GenBank genome assembly.
AUGGCAGCUUACUUGAGCCGGUUACACCACAUUUCGCUCCACGUUUCAAACGUGGAAAAAAUCGCAAAUGACCUCGUCUCUAAAUUCAAAUUUAACCUUUUUGCAACCAGACUCACCGACAGCUCCAGGCAGCUCGCUUUCAGGAAAGGAGCGGCAGUUUUUGUCGUGAAUGAGAGACCAAACCAUGGAGAUGGGAGAGUGAAAAUGUCACCUGGUCCACACUUGGUAAAUACUGAGAAAUACAACCAGGAUAACUUGGCUAAAUAUCUGUACGAUGUGAACCCUCAUUACUCUGUGGAUACAGUGAGUAACGUGUGUUUCGAGGUGGAGGAUGUGGAAAGGUCAUUCAAAACUCUGCGCCAUAUGGGCUGCAGUUUCGUGGUCCCUCCCACUACAGUGCAGGACGAGUGUGGAGCUGUCACCUACUCAGUGGUGAAAUCUAUUGUGGGAAAUGUCUGCCACACACUCCUGGACAGGACAAAAUAUGAGGGGAGCUUCUUGCCUGGGUUUGAUGUCAUUGAAAAAGACUGCAGCUCGGAUGAAGAGGACGCAUCUUGUCCUAUCACUCAUUUUGAUCACAUCACUUAUGCCUGUCCGAGGAAAACAUCCCAUCAGGUCAUGAGGUGGUAUGAGAAACUCUUUGGUUUUCAAAGGUUUUUCAUUGUUAGGUGAGAAAACAAAACAUUUUACUCUUAUUAUCGUACUCUCUGUUUUUUCUCACCUUUAUGCCAGAUGUAAACAAUCAGUUUAAGACUUAUAUUUUCUCCAACUAUUUGUUUAAUAACUGUACAUUUUCCUACUCAUACUUACUGUUUAUAUUCCUUAACGCACCCACUGUUUAAUAGCAUUUUCUCUUUUUCACACCUGCACUAAUCAGUAUACUGUAUAUAUAGAUAAUAUACAUAAUUAGAUAUUUAUUUUUUGGUGUAUAACCUAUACCUGCAGUAACCAACACCGUGUGUAUAUUUUUAGCAUAUUCAUUGCACACACACAUAUAUAUAGUAUAUUCAGUUCAUACCUUGCAUUUUACUACCUUGCACUUCUGGUUAGAUGCUAAACUGCAUUUCGUUGUUCCUGUACUUGUACUGCAUUCAAUGACAAGUUUUUCCUUUUGAGUAGAAAUGAAGAUGUGGAUGAAGGUUUUGUAGUAAACCAGGAUGGUAUCGGUCUUCGUCUUACUGCCAUGGAGUACUGGAAAUGCAGUGAAUUAGGCAUCUCCCUCCCCUUUGUGGACAAAAAGGAGCCUGACUGCAAGUUUGUUAUAGCGGAAUCGCUGCCUGAGCAAGGUGCCUUCACAGUUCACACCCCCUUUAAUCUCUUCCAUUAUAAUUGACGAUAUAACAGCUGCUGCAUCACUCUCUGUUUGUCUUUAUUUCAGGCAGGAAUCAGGUUGACACCUUCUUAGAGAAGCACAGAGCCCCGGGGAUCCAGCAUAUUGGGCUUUACACUAAAAACAUUGUCUCCACUGCGCAUGUGAUGGCUGAAGCGGGAGUUCAGUUCUUCUCUCCGCCUCUCACCUACUACACUGAGGUUUGACUGACUACUGUGAAGCUGUGCACUAUUGUCACAGUAAUUACAUGACACUGUGUGGUAUUUAUUUACCACUUUAAAGCUCCUGUGAGGAGUUUUCAGCUGGUUAUUAAACAGGCUAAGAUUAACAGUGACACCUCUGUACGACCUAUAAAAGCAAACCAGAUCAUUAGCAAACAAACGAUGAAAAUCUCCACAUGGUGAUUUUAACACCUGUAUUCUCUACAGGGAGUAGGUGUCAGACAAAGCAAUUGACACCUGGGACAAGAAUACAUCCACAGCAUAUGUCUAUAAUGAGUGAUACAUUGAACUGCCAAAAGAAAGCAUGAUGAGAAUUUUAUAUAAUGUGCACGAUAAGAUUAGCAAAGAUAGAAGACUGAGUAAAAUCAACACUAACAGAAAGUUACUCAAAGGAGUUUUAAAGGAGAUCUAGUUGCUUGUGUGAUUGAAUACUAACUACAGCCAGAUCAGGACUGGUUUAAAGCCACUAUAAGGAACUUUAUGUGUUGAUUUUGGCGCCCUCUGUGAACCAAAAAGUAGUUCUCAUGCUCUCCCUUCUUAACAGUUAAACGCAUAACUUAAUCUUCUGAUCUAAAGUCAUUAUUUUAAGGUCGCAAACAGGCAUCAGUAUUCAUUUCAUUCCUAUUCAUCACCAGAGAAAAACUCUUCACAGGAGCUUUAAGGGGAAAAAUUGUGGACUCACACAAAGAGAAAUUAACUGUUUUAAUAUCUGAAUUUGAAGUAUAUUAUUCCAGCACCUCACUUUUUCUAGAUUUUCAAAUCAGGAAUGUUUUUGUACAAUCUUUAGACUUGUUUAUUAAAGCUCCUGUCAAGAUUUUUUUAUGUUUAUUGAACAGACAGAUAUUUAUACAGGCGUCUUUUAAUGGUGUGCAAAAGGAAAACCAUUAGCAACCAGAUUGGCAAGUCUUUAAAAUAAAAUAGCAAAUAAAUGGUUUAGUUUUUGUGAUUUUCUCAGUUAUUAAACCUUAAACAUAACAGCUUCUAUCGCUGGUUACUGUGUUAGAAUAUAGUGUAUUAAGUUUCUUUGCCAUAUUUGCUAACGUGCCAUCUUCUUGUAUGGUCCUAAACUGUUUCACCUGUGAUCUUUGCGCUCUGACAGGUUGGAAAACAACAGGAGAUAGAAGAGGCAGGUCAUGACCCCCAGAUGCUGGCGCAGCAUGGCAUUCUGCUGGACACAGACCUGCAUGAGGAUUCCUCACCGCAGACAACAUCCAGUGAAAAUAGAAGGUGCGUUACCAAGUACUGCAGUGUUCCUGCAGUAGAUUUAGCUUUGCCUCUUAUAAGGAUCAAAUGCUGUCUUUAUAAGCCACAUUAAUAACUUUGUCCUCAGGUGUUGAUUUCUCAGAAUACCUACUUCUUAACUUGGUUAUUCCUGUUUCUAGAUACCUCCUCCAGGUGUUCACCAAGCCUAUCUUCGAGGAGGACACCUUCUUCCUUGAGCUGAUAGAGCGAAGAGGAGCGACAGGUUUCGGGGAAGGGAACAUCAGGGCGCUGUGGAGGUCUGUUCAGGCACACAUGGAGAGCCAAAGGUUGAAAUCUUAGUGAGCAGGCUUCAAAAACACUGUACAAACCCUUCAAUGUCAGUCACUCCAACUUUUUUUUAAACCAAAGUUAUUUAAUGUCUUUUUUUUAAUAUCAAUGUGAGGGCACUUUUAGGGGGGGAAUGUCUAGGAUGUAAUUUAUUUACUGAAAAGUUCACCAUAAGUGCUGCCUGUUCAGUUGUUGAUUUGGUGGUACAUGUUAAGAUACAUAUUGCACUGCUAAGUAAAAUCAUAAACCUCAUACGAACAUCUCGCCUUAACCAGACCUGGUCUGUCAGAAGAUACAGAACUGCACUGUAAAGAAAGUUGUAAAAAACAGGAGUUGCAUACAUACUGAAACGUUUCAAUAAAAACUACUCUGUAACAGUAAAAAAGAUGUCUUUGUUAUUCACUGUGUCUAAGUAAAGCAGCUGACUGAGUCCUGAACAACUGCUCCUAAAUGAUUCUGUUACGGCUGACUGUGAAGACUGAUUACUGUCCUCAAAAGUGCUCUGCUUCUUCAAGUGUUGGGUGGCCAAUAUUUAGAGAACAAGCUCUUUAAGCUUCUUGGUUCACUUUAGGUUAUCGUCCCCAAUAAAGGGUGAAAAGUGAAAACAUAAAGACAUGCUUCCUUGUUUUAGUUGGUCUAUUUAAAGCUCCUGUCAGGAUUUUUAAACUGGUUAUAAACAUUUUUUUUUUACUUUAUCAUGGCAAAUAUCAAAGGUAGGUGAUUUGUGUGACUAUGAAAUAAAAACAAGACGAGUUUUAGGCAGUAAACGUCACUCACGUACGUACAGUACAUGACAAGAUUAGCAAAGAAAUCAGAGGUGUCCAUGUGGGGGCACCAAAAUUGACACAACAGAUACCACUUAAAGUCCCCAGAGGAGUUUUGUCAUGUUAAUGUAACAGGCUGAAAUUUAGACUGGUGAAUCACUAUAUUUAUAUCCUUUUUUAAUGCCUAAGACUGUUUUAAGGGGGUUGAUGUCAGCCAAGUAGUGACAGAAACAGACCUGUUUUUGCAGUUUUCAUAUUCAUAAAACAUUAAUAAAUAUCAGGAGGAUGAGAUUUUGAUUAGUGGUAAUGAUGAUUUGUCCACAAAGGGGUGUAAAAUUUGUGUAAAAGUUUUUUGGAGCAUUUAACAUAGCAGACUAUGUCAGAAUGGAAAAGGUUAUUAGUAUGUUUAAGUUAUAUAUUAACAUGAGGUGAGCGGCUCUUUAGAGUUUUUUAAAUAUUUAAAGGAGCAGGUCUUCUUCUGUGGGGGGCCACCAUGUGUCUCCUGUUGCACAGAAGUGGCAAACCAAUAUACCCUUAUUACUCAUUACCCAUUGUGGUGUGGAAAUCACAUCUGUUCACACAAAAACACACACAUGACCACGACUUAUUUUCCUCAAAGGCCACCAUCAUUUCAAUGUUGGGAGAGACAAACAAGGAAGUCUUUCAGUCUAGACUGUGACCACUAGAUAUGGCUGAAUACAUAACAAAAUCAAAAGACUGCCUUUCCAUAUAGAGUACAAUAUUUCAUGAUGACAUAAUGGGUUAUUUACAAUGCAGAACCUUAUACUUUUACUUCGCUUUGAGGAUUGGCCCCACAGUGUCAAUUUGUAAAAGUUGUCUCGCCUGAUCUGGAUUUACAUUUCAUUUUACUUAUCCUAUACACAUCAACAUGAUGGAAAACAAAUCUAUCCUGAGCCCCAGGCCCGUGAACCAUUACUUGAAGAACAGCUGCACGUCCUUCAGAUGCUGCAGAGGAUUUAGUGAUGUGCAUGCUUUGGCAAACAAACUGCUUUUGAGCCUCUUAGAAGGAAUCUUCAAAACCCACAGGGAUGUGCCAGUUCAAUUAAGUUGGCCAUAAACAUUAUAGGCAGGGAUUAGUGGGAUAAAUGGGAAGCAAUGAAACUUAGAUUCUCUUCCAUGAAAGCCAUAUGGUCUUUUUAUACUUUUUUUCAUACGCUGACUUCAGUUACAUUAACCCCCUUUGUGCUACAACAACAACAAGAAAAAAGAAAUCAUAAUGAAACUACAUGUACUUCUGCAUUUUGACAAAUGGUGUCAGUGUUUUUCUAUUACACAAGUGUCACUCUCUUGGCCCAAGUCAACUUUGUAGAAGAUAAAGAUAUAUUUGAGAUUUGUCCCUGUGCAUUCUUACAAAGCUGAUAACCUACAAACACAAAAGUUAGAAUAAUAAGUGUACGAUUAUCAACAAAUAUCAGUCACUGUUUUUAGAGUUGAGUUGAUUGAAUGUAUAGAAUGAGUAGAGUUUGUUCAAAUAAUAAGAAACCAUGAAUCUUAAGACCUGAAAUCAUGAAUUUUUGUUCAGGGUAGGAAGGAUAAACAGUUCAUUAAAACUGAAAAGAGAUGGCCCCUGUAACAGGAGCCUGUAACAGCCAUCUGUCUGUAGCCAGUGUGAGCCACAGAUGGCAUACAGCAUUCUGCAUGGGGUCUCAGUUCUGGGAGUUGGACCCUCACUUCCUAUUUGCUGUUUACCAUAUGUUUGCUACAGUAACUUUAAGAAACUCAAAGAAAUGACUUAACUCAGAGAAAUUAUUGUGUAUUAUCAGUAAAAUGUAUAAAAGGCUGUUCUGUGUCUCAGUUUAUAUGGUGGAUACUGCCCCCUAUGGUUUUAAAAGUCACAGCACACACUAACUAACUCACUAAACUGCCACAGAGGACUGUUAAGUUCAUGUUUCCUGAAGACUCGUCUAGAACCUCAGAGACUUGUGUAUCCUGCUCUGAAUUUGUUUGCCAAAUCUCUCGCUCUCUAGACUGCUGAAUGGGUUUUAGUACAAAAAAAAAAAAGUGUCGCCCCCACACUGUAGCCCACACACUGGAGGAGACAAAUCCUCUGUGCCCUCUAACACAAAAGGCAGACAGUCUUAAACCGGGGAGGACAGUCUGGGGGAGAUUAGUGGCACACAACAGAUGUUACUCCUUGAUUAACAAUAAUGUCUGCCAGGGGUGAGAUUCGGCUCCCCACCCUUUUGAGGCCCAGUGUGUUCGCUUCACCCCCUCAUAAAAUAGAUGAACUUACUGCAUAUGAAACGACAGAGUGGACACGGUUGAAUACCGUGUAUUGGCUGAACUUUUUUUUUCUCUGGUGCAACUUUUGUGGACACCACAAAAAUACAGAUGACAAAUGACCUACUUUUUGAAAAGCAUUUGCUGACAAUUUAAGAGGUUUUUAUUAACUUUUGAAAGUUGGAGGGACUUUGACUUUAACUUAUGUUAGAAGGAGAGAGGUUGUUGAAUGAUUAAUAGGAAAAAAGAACAAUAAACUGUCCUUUUAAUGUUGCUUUCUGUGACGCAUUUCUGCUGCUUUGCCUCUGAGGGCUUUCAAAACAUGUUAAAAUGAUUAAAAGAAGGAAUAUAACAAGAUGAGAUUUUGUUAAAAUGAUAAAGUGGCGGCUAUUACAUCUUCGGCAUGUGGUGCAAACUAUCAUGCAGCCACAGGUGGACAGAGGAGAGGCAUGUUGCACUAACAUGAGGAGAAGGCAGGUUUGUGUUAUUAUAUAGUACGCUUAUAUUACUAUAUCUGACUUAUUGCAUAGAAGUCUGGGGAAGUACAUACAAAUAGAAUUUACAACCUUUAUACAUUAUGCAAAAGAGAGCAAUAAGGAUUGUUAACGAAGUAGGAUUCUUCCAUCAUACUAAUGAACUGUUUCUGAAAUUAAGAGUAUUAAAAUUUGCAGAUCUAGUUGAAUUUAGAACUGCAAGGACAAUGUACGAAGCAGGCAACAAUCUACUCCCUAGUAAUAUACAGAAAAUGUUUGGAGGAGGAGAGGGCAGGUAUGUAAAUUUAAAACAACCAAGCAUUCGUACAACACUAAAAAGCAUGUGUCUUUCUGUUAUGGGGGUGAAGCUAUGGAACAGCUUGCCCGAUGAAAUUAAACAAAGCAUAACAAUAGCACAGUUUCAAAAGAAAUAUGAGUGAUUUUCUAUAUACGUGUAUAUAGGUAUGGGUGUAUAUAUGUAUGUAUAUGGUCUUUGUUUCGGUAUUAAUGAUUUGUUACAUAUUCAUGUUAGACUUUGGAGCUGUGGUUACUUUUGGUGACUUAAGAAAUCCCAAAAUUCUAGAGACAUGUAAAAGGUCAACGAAUAGGAAGCAAUGAGGGUAGGUACAAAUAACUCCUUUCCGAUCUCCAAAAAUAGGUGAAUUUUUUGUCUAAAAUUGCACUGUAAUUAUAUUUGAGCAAAUAAACAUCAUCAUCAACACCGACUUAAGUUAAAAAAAUUUGUAAAUAUCCCCUUAAGUGGUGUCAUGUGGAGAUAUUACAGUGUAGUUACGCAACAUAUAUAAACCACUAAACCGGAACAGUUGAAUAAAAGCAUGUUGCAUCUGAUUUACAUCAUGAGGUAUCCACAUUUAACUUCCUUGAAGGAGAACAUCUGUUUGCAAUAAAGUUUUUAAGGGCAAAUUUUUAUUGUGCUGGAAACCCAGAGAGAGUGGGGAACAAUCAAUGUAAAUAUAACAUUGAUCCCACUCUCUUCCUCUAUUUGGCUCCUAAAGCCUUACACAGAUGGUAAGUUAUCAGGUUACAGCACUGUAUAUUGUGAAAGUGCCUUGUCUAUAUGCUCAGCUCAAAACUGUGAUUACUUUUCAUUACUGCAGGGUGGAUCGUACCACUAGUUUCACAAUUAAAGGGGGGGAGAUUUUAAAAGUCUCUUACAGAUUCGGUAACUUAUCUGCUUGUUAAAAAUGUAAUAUAUCGUUCAUCGUGGCGUAAAGAUCUGUUAAAGCAUGUAAGAUAAGUUAUUUAGGUUAGAGUGAGUGACAGAGGGGUGAAAGUAAAGUUAACGGAGCCCCCUCUCCCCUUGUCAAAAGUGGUAUCGCCCGUGUAUGUUGUCACAGGCUCAUUAGCGUGCAGUCUUGGACAGUAGAGCAGUAGGGUAAUGUUGUAGUUUGCAGCAGCAGCCUGGAGCAGGACGUGAGGUGACCUGCUCGCUCCACUUCCUGCCUUGUUUCUGAGUCUCUGCUGAAAGAAAAACACAACAUGGUCCAGCGAAACUAAGGCAGCAGCCCGGUGGUGGUGUUGUUGGAGCUCAGAAGCGCUCACGGUAAUGCUAAAGUUGUAGUUUUUUUCUCUCUCUGUGUGAUGACAACUUUUAAAGCGAAGUUAGGAAGUGUAAAGUACUUUGUAAAGUGGGAAGUGUGAUGCUCCCUAGUGUGAGACUCGCAUUAAUGCUGAAUUUAACGCUGACAAACUUGUAUAAAAGUGACUUUUUAUAAAGUACUCUCUUCCAUGAAGUUAGCUUAGCAACUUUUCCUCAUGGUUACAGCUUUAGCUUUGUCCCUACUAUCUUGUCUUGGGGUGUAACUUGCACAAAAUCUGCUUUAUUACUCCUUUAUCACGUCUUUUAUGCUGUUUAGAUAACUUAAAGAUACAUCCAAGGCGUUAGAUAUCUCAAAAGAAGGGUAAUAAACUAAGUGUCAUUAUAUUAAUAUGACUUUAUAACAUGUCAAAACGUGCAAAACUUAAGAAAUACAUUGCUUUCAUGUUAGUAUCAUCCAUUUGUCUUGUCUACAUGCAGGUGCAGAAAGUGUGCCUUGUUUGUUGUUGGCCCAGACUCAGCCAGAUUAGUUGGCAAAGUGAUCAAAAUUUCCACCAAGUUUUCAAAGAGCGACUACUCUCCUCGGAUCAAAAGCAUUUAAUGUGAAUUGGCCGGCUUUGAAGCAUAAACACUCUGAUCUCAAAGUGGUUUUUUUCACCCAUGCAUGACAUGCAUAGCAAGAUAGGUGCUCAGGCGCUCUUAGUUUUAAUAGCCAGCCUUUAAAGUUGAUGCCGCACUAUUUGGUGGCAGGGAUAUUUCGUCCUCUUUCUUGUGUGUUACAGUUUGUGCCGUUUGGAGGAAUGUUGUCUUAUCUCUAUCUAGCUAACCUUCCCCUCAGGUAUGAAGACACGGCUAGCUGACAUACAAUCCAGCACAUUCUGCAAUUUGUGCUCUGUGGGAUCAUAAACACAGGAGCUUGUUAAACCUGAACUCCUGGCAGUGUCCCCUGGCCAUGAGUCUAUCUGCUUAGGCUUCACAAGUGGUUUGAACACGCAUAAAUUACAAGAAUCAAGGGUAGAGAGGGGCGAUUUGAUGUGAAAGUAUCAUUCUGCUCUUUGUGCACAUACAGUAUUUUCCAUUUUUCACAUCAGCUCCUUCUGGCCUUUCUGUCGAGUUCAAAAUCCUGUUUGCUCUGUAGCCUGCGUGUAACAUUCUGUGAGCUCCCGUCACACCACUUUCUUUGCCAAACUCAUUUCCCUUUCAUGAGGGAUUUUGGAAAAGGGGGUUUAAGGGACUGUUUGUGCUGGUUACUUGGGCAAGCUCAGUUUUCAGGGCCCUUUUUUUCCCCCCCUUCUGAAACUGAGAGGCAUCCACCUGGAGGGCUGGCAGGCGCAUCUGAAAAAAAACAAACAAACUGUUGAACAGCUUUAGCACAAGUACAAAAGACGCUUCCUAUCAGAGUUUGCAGAUGAUUCCUCUUUCCUUGUUCAUAUCAGUGAGAAUAUUUUGACACUGCAAGGCGCUCUCAGUUCCUGUGCAUUGUAAAGCCAGUGUAAUGACAUUGUUUAUGUACUUAUCUGGGAGGAAAAGUGGUUCCCUUGCCUUGUCAUGUUGUUUCAUGCGUGCAUAUAUGGUCAGUGUGGGGGAUGGAUAAAUUCCUGCAUAUAAAACUCAAGAGUGCUCUUUACCCUCCACUCUUAAUUUGGAUUGGUAGUUUAUAGGGUUGUAUUCGCUGGAUGUGACUUUUCUCACACAGCGCUCUUAAAAAAACAAUGUUCCUCUGCUGCGAGAGUAGGAAUAUGUCUCUUUGUAAUUAAAGGACUUGGCAUUCAAGUGGACAACAUGUCUCUCCCUCUCAGACAGGUGUGUUGAAAGCCUUGAUUACAGCGCUCAACAAAGCUCUUGUUCUGGACAAAUAUAUACAGUGCGAGUGAUUAUGUAUGAGAUAAUUAAACAGCAGGCCUGCUUGAAAACGUAGGCCUCCUUGGCUGCCAUGCAUAGCCAUGCUGAGCCUUUGUGUUUAUGGUAAGUGGGCAGCUGCAUGCUUGUGAGACCUUGGCUGUACCCCAGGCCCUCUACUGAGCCUGAUAACCAACUAUUGAAGCCUCCCAGCCAUGCUCAUUUCUGACUAUUCACUGCCUGCUUUAAAUGUAGAGUGUGCCUCCUGUUUGACAUCCCCCUAAUUUCUGUGAACAUGCAGACAGCUGUGGACUAGCCGGCACUCUACAAUGAGUUUCAUAAAUUUCUUUUCAGUGAGGCAGCCGUGGCGAAGCGCGGUGGCACCUGCCCUUUAUGGCAACUUAUUAAUAACGACACCAUAAAAGAAAGUUUUUCGUGUGUGUGUGUUAACUAGGGUUGUGCACAUUCUGUCAGCUAAAUGCUUCAACAACAACACCUUUGCUAGUCAGAAGUACUUGUCAAUUUAAGAAAUUAUUAUUUCUAGUGCAGGCUGGUUAUGUUUUGACUAAUCUAUAAGACAGCUAUCACCACUAGUCAGGGCCAGUUGAUGCCAACAGGAAUAAUGUAUAGUGAGUGGGUUAUUAUACAAAAUAGAGCUCUGAAAAGGUGCGACAAGACCCCAUUACAAAGCAGACUAAAGAUUGGAACAAAUAUUGUUUUCUUGAUCAUUUUACUGAUAUAAAAAUGAUAUAUUUGUUUGGUUGAAAACAGUCCCUCAGAGUGUCGGAAACGUUCCCGUAGCAACAGCCUUCAUGCAGGUUGAAUUUGACAUUUUCAGAGCUCUACUACCCAGAUGUAAACAAGCACAGAUCACAGAUGGCAUCCUGGGGCAGCACAGGUCGGCAGUAUUUUGUAAAUUCAGAUACAGUUACAUCAAGGCUGUGUUUACUUGCACAGAGCACUAUGCUAGCUGCUCUAGCAUGUGGACAUUAACAUAAGGGGGCGCUAUGGACUGUAGGUGCUAGUUCUGCCACAUUUAUGAAACCAAUUAAUUUGCAGACUCUGACUUACACCAACUACCAAGGUUGUUGUUCCCUUUAAAAGACUGAGUAAAUUAUUGAAUAAAGUUUAAGAGAAUCUUUUCAAAUUGUUUGGAUAUCUGUUGUUGUAUUUUAAAGUUUACACAUAAAGUUAUUAAUUAAAUUAAUAAAUGGCAGAGAUUAAAAUGGCAGAGCCUUCAAACCAAAGCAGCUACUUCCAUUGCACUCAGUCUUGACUGUUUUCUUGCUGUUAGACUUGCCGAAGAGUUAGAUUUAAUUUUUCUGUUUGUAUAACUUUGAGAUUAAUCGCUAAAACAACACUGACUUAUCACAGUAAAAACAUCAUUUGGUUAUGCAAACAAAAGCAGAACUACGUGAGCUUUGCAUGUCUUGUCUGAUUCUAAAAAAUGCUUUUUCAACACCCACCCACCAUGAUGACAUGGGAACCUGCAGAUCCCGAAGAUAGUUUCUGUGUAAUCCAUGACACUUAAAGAAUUUUCUCGAUAGCUUGGGGAAACAAGCUUUUCUGAAACAUGCAUAUUUUCUCAGAGGGAAUCUCUCUGCAGAGGGGGACAACUGAACUUUUUUACCCAGCAUUCCUUUCACGAGCGGCAAGGUGAAGAAGAGUAGCACAAAUCCCACAAGUCUGGCUGUCUCAGGUGCUCAGCAGAUGCUCGGAUUACUGAGACGGCCACAAUCCUGGGAUUGUUGAGAAAAGGACACAGAUCAGACCGCCAUGCUGAGGGAUGCCCUAAAAAGUAAACUGACAGAAAUACUUUUACGUGUAGUUUUAUGCCUAAUUAACCAAAAAGGAAGCAUGUGCGUUAAGAGACACAAACAAACAGAUGAAGUUGCAUUCUGUACAAGUUGUGAGAAUUGUGUCAAACAGUGUUGUUUUCCACCAGCUGCCCAAGUGCCAUAAAAUGGAUUAGUAUUAGCUCUAAUUGUCAGUCAGACACAAAGCUGCCAAAUCCUUAUGUAAUGUUGGCCUAACCAGCGGGAUUACAGUGUGAGCAACGUAUGGAAAAGCUGCUCUAAUUGGGAAACACAGCUUUGAUGGGUGAGCAGCACAAUUUAGAUGCUUACUGUAAUGGCCAAGCAGACACUUUUAGUCUUUCUAGACUAAACUACAAAUUGCAGAUUUAAAAAAGUGUCAUUUCAGUGAAGUACUCCCUUGUCUGAUCUUAUGUAAAUAAAUAGGACAUGUUCUGUGCUUGUUUUGGAUGUUAAGUUGCUUCUAAAGCAGGUCUCAGCUUACUCUUGACCCAAUCUACUCUGCGGUUUCCUCUCUCAUCCUAUCUAGCGCUCUAUAAGGACGUGUGAUAGCUCGCUAUUUCUGACACCCUGAAGCGGCGGCGCUUGAAAGGCUCUCAGUGACCACAAAGGAUGUGUGGUGUCCCAUCAGCUCGUCCAUGGCAGCGUCUGUAGGCCGCCGUCACUUCAUGCUUUUGCUGCAGACUUCCAGUCAGCAGCCGGCUUUGUAUGUAUGCGAUGGUUAGCCUCAUCUGAGGGAAACGCUGUGCAACGUUCUUCCCCUUCUCAGAGAUUAGACUUCUCAGUUGUCACAGUGGCUGCUGCCCCGGCCCAGAUAAAGAGCUAUCGGGCUGCAGAGGCAUAAAAGCUCCCACUGAUCUCAGAUAACGCUGGCAUAAUUACGGAGGCGAUUCGGGUUUUGACGUCAAAAUGAGGGGGUUCGCUCCAAUUCUAGAUGCAACUUUUGACAGUUUAAAGCUUCACCUGGAGAAGUAAAAGUGGAGCUUAGUUCUGCUCUGCAGCUUUGUCUCUUCAACAUGUUUCCUAUUCACAAACUGUCAAGGGUGCUUUCAAAGGCUGUGGGGCUAGGCCAAGCUUUUAAAACUGUGUGUUCAACUUAUGUCAUAGAGCUGAGGAAUGUUUAUAAUUAUGUUAUAAACCUCGCCCAUUUAAGGCACUCAGACCAGAUUUAUGGGAUAUAAACGUAAUGCCUGAGCACCAGAAAGAUGAGAGAUUGUCCGAUCUGGUACUUGAGGUUAUAGAUGUUGUCUGGAGUCCAGAGUGUCAGGCCCAAGUUGACUCUUUCCAUCAUUCCAGGGAAAGGAAACAUCAUUUACUGUCUCGUUGUUUAGCUUUGCUUGACUUUGCCAACUUUUUCUCGGGGCGAGGUUUUUUUUUCUCUCUGUGUCAAUGCCAUCUGCGUCCAUCACCAGGCCAUUAAAGGUAAUAUAUAAACAACUGCUUCCUCCCCACCAGAGAGUCCCUUGAUACCUCUGCUGUAAAACCCAGAUUGAUGUGGUUAAUGGUCACACGCAGCGUAAGCCCAUUUGCAGGCUUUGAUCAGUCCUUUACUUUGCUUUUGAGGCCUCGACUUGAAGCUGCCAGACGACCUCAAACCUCUCACUCAAACAUCCUCGUGUUUAAGUUGUUUUCCUGACGUGAUAAGUGUUAGUAAUGGAGAUCAUAUGCUCAAUGCAAACACCUCCUCCUCUUGUAUAUCAGCUCCCUCAGGGUCUUGUGAUGCUGCCCACCCCACUAUGCACACACACACACACACACACUCCACCCCACCACCCACAACCUCUGAUGUCGCCUCUUUUGUUUCCCACGGUGUCUCAUCUUCUGCACAGAGCCCUCUUUUGUGUCACGUACACUGUAUCUUCUUGUCCCCCCCUUUUUUUUUUCUGUGCUCGCAGUUGUCCUGUCAUUCAAACAGACAGACCCCCGCUGACCUCGCAGGCAUCCUUACACUGUGUUGUGUUCCCCGUGCUGUGUUUCGAUUUCCUGCCCCGACUAAGUAAGAACUCUCUGUGACGAUUACCUAGAUUUACAUCUGCGGCUAAUCAGCUGUUUCACUGUAACCGUGGUGCAGCACUAAUGCGAAGAGGGUUGUUUUGAUAACCGCAAGGUCAGCUAUUCCCAGCCAACCCCUGAGUAUUCAAUUACACAACUUUGACUUUGCUCUAUUCCUCUCUGUGUGCUCCAGUGUGGAACACUUUGAGGAAACUCACUCACUCAGAUGACUGAUAAUCCUCCACAUGGACAGACGAGAACAAAACAUGGUAUAGAGUUCAUGUUGUGGUGACAAGGUCGCAUGGAAGUGUUCCUACAGACAAACAUAUGGGACAAAAGCAGCGCCUUGUAAAUCAAAGGAGAGCGGUGACGUUUGUGAGAACAAAAGCAGCUUUUCAAACAACAGUCAUCUCUUGAUUUUUCACUUUUGUGUGAGCUGAACUGAUUCAGAACAAGAGCACCAGUAUGAACACAAAACUGGAAGUUGUAGAUAGAAAAGAGCUUAGGUUUACAUCCUUUAAAUUCUAGUGAGAUAAGUAAGUAGGGUUGUCCCGAUCCCAUAUUAAUGUCAGAUAUUUGUCCGAUAUCAGCACUCUGAUACAAGCAGUCAAUUCCAGAAAAGAGUUUAAGUUUACGUACUUCAAAUGCCAGUGAGAUCAGCAAGUAGGGAUGUCCAAAUCCAAUAUUAAUAUCAGAUAUCGGUCUGAUAUUUAUACCGGACCGAUAUCAGCAAAAAAAAAAAAAAAUAUCGGAUCAUAUCCUCCUGCCUCUAAAAUCUCCGAUAUCAGCACUCCGAUACAAGAAGUCCAUUCCAGAAAAGAGUUUAAGUUUACAUACUUUCAAUGCAAGUGAGAUUAAUUAGUAGGGAUGUCCAAAUCCGAUAUUGAUAUCAGAUAUCGGUCUGAAAUCUCCAAUAUCCGCACUCCGAUACAAGCAGUCCAUUCCUGCAAAGAGUUAAGGUUUGCAUUCUGAGAUUAGUUAGUAGGGAUGUCCUGAUCUGAUAUUGAUAUUAGAUAUCGGUCUGAUAUUGAUAUCGGUUCGAUACCAGCAAAAAAAUAACAAAAACAAACAGCGGAUCAUAUCGGCCUGCAUUUAAAAUCUCCGACAUCAGCACUCUGAUACAAGCAGCCCAUUCCAGACUACAGUCCAGCACCUCUAUCUAGCAGUGCCUGGAUCAAGCAUGUAGAGCCCACUAAUCACGACAACAGUGUGUACUAAGGUACUAACAAAGUAGCAAGGAGUAGUAGUGAUGUCAGCAGUGUGGCAAUAUUUUUCAUUAAAGUCCGAAAAACACGUUGCAGCUGAGUGCAAAACUUGUCAUGCACAAGUUUGUGCCAAUAUUGGAUCAAUAUCGGUAUAGGCUGAUACUGAAGGCUACAAUAUUGGUAUCAUACUGGAAGUAAAAAAGUUGUAUCGUGACACUCCUAUUAGUUAGAGACAUUUCAUUUUGAAGCUGAAAUGUUGCCUCAUUCUUACCUAAUAUAGGAUUUCAGCUGCUCAACCGGUCUGUUGUGAUUUUUGUGUCAUGAUAACCCAAAUGACAAAUCUAGACUGCAGGACGACUAUUUUGGCACUCUGGACACAAUGAAGUCUGACACUGAAUUGCUGUUUCAUACAAGGUCCAUCCUAUAAAAGGCCUCGUCUGGAUGGGAGCUUAAUGGUACACGUCACUCCCAAGCCUGCAUAUAAAUCAGCAGGAAUGAUGCCGUCCCAGAUGUGUAAAGUCGCCAUGCCAUAAGCGCUCGUUCAUUCCCAUAUCAUACGGGAUGCUGGCUUUUAAUAUGCGAGCCAAUAAAAAAACAGAUGGUCCCUCUCUUAUUUGAUGCAGCAUCCAUGAUUUUGAUGAGUUUUUCCCACUGGCACAUGUUUAUCUAUGGUUGAAUCUUUGUAUGAUACACCUAUAAUCUGCAUUUGUAAAUGCGGUUUACAGACAGUGGUUACUGAGUGUGUUUUUGAGUACAGAAUCUGAGUCUGUUUUAAUGUAACGCCGCCUGAAAGCCCAAGGAUCAAGGCUGUUCAGUCUCAGUUAUCAGCUGUUUUCACUUUUGUACAGACAUUUUUUGGCCUCUCUUAACCUUUUAGUGAUAUUUGUACUGUAGUUUAUAAAAUCCAAACAUCCUUUGACAGGAGGGGCAGCAUUAUUUUGAAAUGGCUCCUCACCCAGCCUCUCACAAAGUGGUGAAACCCUUUUUCCAUCUGUACUUCUAAGAAACACCCAGUCAUUAACUAACUUGUUGUGAAUAAAUGUAUAAAGUUAGGAGAUGUUCAUACAGUUGUUUUUAAGAAUAACACAACUUUUUCGGCGUCCGAGAGGUUUUAAAACAUGUUGCUUUAAUCAAGUUUAAAAUGAGAAUAUUUACAUUUUUUCAGUGAAAACAAAUUUUGCUUCUGAUUGAUUCACAAACCACAUCGAACACUACUCCACAGACAAGAUUCCUGCAGUUCUUCAGCUCUCAUUUGAGGUUGAAUUUCAUCAAUUUUUCAAUUUACAGAAACUUUUUCAUGCAAGCAGAAUCCAUUCAGCUCUUGCCCUCCUCUAACCCUAAAGAGAGUACUCUAAGGCAUCUACUGCGCUCAAUCCAGCUGGAUUGCUCUUCGCUUAUAUGGUCGACAGAAUGUCAGAAAUGUACUGAAUUAUAAUCCCUCGCUCAUCUCUGUGUGUCCGCUCAGGAUCAGGCCGAAGAGUGAAGCACAUUCCUGCAGGAGUCGAGGCCUGCUGUCUUAAACUCGACCAGAACCCCGGCCCGUUCGCACCGUCCCCCCGCCAAGAUGGCCACCAGCUUUUCCUGCCCUCACUGGAACCACUUGGGACAAGGAUGUGUGUUGCCAUGGUGAUCAUAUUCAAGAAAACACUGGAAAAGAAGGGUGCCGACGAUGUAACCUCCAAAAGUACAGAUUUGGGCCAGGUGAGCGGUGAUUUUUCUACUUGUGCAAGCGUUUUCUGUUUGAAAUGUGUCAUUUAUUUUUGCGCGUCGCCGUGCCAACAGGCGUCACCGGUCCAGAAACCGGUGCCAGUCUCCUUUUUUUUUACAUUCAACUUUAAUAAGACUUCAAACUUUAAACUACCCCUGGGUUUGAUUCAUCGGAAAACUCACACAUGUUGGCUCCAUGACUGUCGGGAAGAAGUACGUGGAUGUUAGAGGGGAUGUUUAUUCUUCACUUACUAACAAUUGCAUCAUAAUAGCUGCCAACUGUUAUCUGCGGCGCGUUUGUCAUCUAGUUUUUUUUUUCAUUCCUAGUGUCCCUAUUAUUUCACUCCAAAUGACAAUGGGGUGUUUCAGUUUCACUGUGAGAAACUCUGAGUCAUUUUCUAAUCAGCAAACAUGCAGGAGGAGGCCCUCUUUUUCACCGCACAGUUAGAAACCCCCCUUAUUAAUGUGGACUGUGUUUGCACUCUCAGCCUCGUGGAAUGAAGUCACCAUUUUCUGAGUGUCAGUCAGAGGCAUUUACAGCACAACUCUCUCCGUUUACUGCUUUUCACUCAGUCUUCAUUAGCCAAAUGUGUUACAGCACACGCCCUCGGGAUGAAUUACACACGCUGAACAUUUGACUUUCCAGUGUUAUUAAUUUUUGGAUUUAUUCAGUCAUUUUUUGCUAAAGCCUCUUGUAAACUUUUGAAGAAGUUAUUUCGAGGACUCGCUUGUUUCUUGGCUCGCUGACCUGAUCUGGAUCCCUCUUUGCAUUUCUGCAGUUCCAGUUCCAGGCACAGACCAUGACCCAGGGGACGGCACUCUUCUCUUGUGGACUCAUGGGUAAGAGUCUGCCAUUUUCAUGUCAUUUAAAGAGUAAUAAUAAAAACAUAAGUAGUCAUUUAGUAGCAGUUAAACUUGUCUGGUAUGGACACCAAAACAAAUUCCCAUGAGCUCUACUUUGUAUCUGCAGAAAGGACAUUUAAACUGGCAGCGUAUAAUCCUCUUGUAUUUUAGAGGUCAUCAUCUAUGAGUGGAAAAACAGUUCAUGUAGGGAGCAAAAGGGCCAUGAGGCAAACCUGACAGAUGAAGGAUUAAGUUUAUACUCGUCCCAAUCUUCUCUUUUACAUAUUAGACAUGUUGCGCUUGCUUUUGCUCAUAAAAUCUGUAAAAAAUCAAAUGCAAGAUUCGUAGCCUCCCCUCAGGCCGUCUGUAAAGUCAACAGCAAAUGUUGCCAAGCAAGAUAACACGUAAACACAUGUGCUGACCUUCCUAAAAACCCCACAAAUUUAAUACCUGAUACCACGAAAUGAAUAUGAGAAUUACACAGUGAAUACAUCUGAGUCUUCCUCUCCAUUUUCCAAGCGGUCAAUGCUUGGAUCCUGUCCAAGUCCACUACCGGUUAAGUCUGAAUCAUAAGUGCUCAAGUCCAAGUUAAGUCCACCAGUCCCGGAAAUGAGACCUGAGAGCUACAACUGAUCUAAAGCCCAGAAAAAUUGGACUUCCAGAGACUUUAAACUGAGUCAGAUGAUGCAAAUUCAGACCAGAUCAAUCUUUGGACACAUUAACAAUCACUUAUCGGUUACUUCUUCAAAUAAUAAAGUUGUUGUUGUCGUUUGUUUCUCCUCAUCAUUUCUAUUCCACAACAACAUAAUGGUUACACCUAAUGAUAUUGUUUUCGUGAACCGUGUAGCGGCAUGCAAAUUCUUGAACAUGCUGAGUAUCAACAUGUGACGCAAGCUCAUAAAAAUAAUCUCUGCAGACAUAUAAUUAUAACUACCAGAUGGGAAAUUACUACGACAAGGAAAUAAACAGAAAAUUAUUCUCGACUCACAGUGUCCAGGUUUCUGCAUACUUGUUCUUAUUGAAAAAAAUAUACAUGAGUGUCAGUCAAGAGGGCAAACAAAUAAAUUGAUCAAAUGUGAACGUCAAAGUUUCAAGAUGGAGGAAAUAUUGAUUUAAAUAAUGCAACACAGCAACAUGUAUGGGUCUCUUUUUUUUUGUAUUUGAUCCACUCCAACUCGAAAAACGACAACAACUACAACAAAAAAUUACGCUUAUGGUUCUGUCUUCUGCAGCAUGUAGAGGCAAGAAAACGCCACGUGCUCGGUGACAGCAGUCAUUUGGAGUCGCUUGUCUUUUUGUAACAUUUCUGAGAAAUUAUGGGCUCGGAGCCAGCUCCUGCCGCAUCUGCUCCGCGGUCACACAGCAUUAUGUGGAACAUGUCUGACAGGUGUUUCUGCCAAGAUGAAUGCGCGCUAAUGGCUGCGCUUAUCAUUGGCAGGGAUCUCAUGGCACUCCUGUGCGCUCUAAAGCUGCAGACAUGUUGUCCUGGAGUUAGAAAUAUGGCUCUGCCCACAAAGGCCUUUAACCUUAGCUUACCCUGCGUUAUGAGUGAGUGUGUUUACAGUCUUUGUGCUGUAAGAUUAAACGGCAUUCUGUCCUCGGGUAACUUGGCGUUGAGUUUGUAAGACUGGCAGAGCACAUCAGUCCCAGUAGGUGUUGUUAACACUGCUCUUUGUUCCUCACCCUGCCCGUCUACUGCAGAUGGUAUUUUGGGGAUUUUAUCUCUGGCGCAGAAGAAUAGACUUUUUGCAUACCAGGAGUGGGCAGUGGCUUCGACGUUUGGUGUCUGACUCAGAGUUGACUGGCCAGUUCAGUUGGCUGACCCAUUCAGUGAUUCAAGGGAGUUUCUGUUGCGGCAAUAACAGGUGUUUUCCUGGUUGCUAUAGCGCUGGCGUGAAGUCGACUAGUGGUUACAGUUGAGCUGAUUCACAUUCAAGUUGAUCCCGACACACAAAACGCUUAAUGAACUGCUGUAGUCUGUGUUUAUGAUGGGUUAUUGACAUGUUAUCAAGCUCAGCUCCAGCCGAGUGGAGGUUUGAUAGAGAGUCAGUUAGACAUUGAGCUCUGUUCCCUUUCCCAACAAGCUGUGCUCACAGACUGUGACACUAAAGCAGUGCCUGGAGGACAGGGUUUAUUUUUAGUGCCAAUUACGCAAAGCAGCGAGUAGUGUCAAUACAAAGUACACACGCUGGCAUCAACAUGCUGACCUAGACUGGAACACUGUCAAAGGAGUUAUCUGUGUUAAGGUUGCUGAACUUAGCCUCUCAUGACCAUGGACCCUCGCCACCAAAAACAUUUCUUCUCCCUAGAUUUGGGCCGAUUGCCUCUUAGAGAUUCAUGUGUAAGGUUCUUAAGUUGUGUUUUCUUUUAGAGGAGUUUACACACAACUUGAGGUAGUUGGCUUUAGGAUACACAAGUACACAAAUGCUCUCUACGGUGGCCGAAAACCGCCACUACUGCAAAUAAAAAAUAAAAAAAAAGGGAAAAAAAAAGAAGCCACAACGGGAGUAAACAACGAAAAAAAAAUAAAAGGUGCAGAUAAAAAAAAAAAACACAUCGGAAGUCAACGACGCAAAAAAAAAGUGGCGAUGGACAAAAAAAAGUUACUUACUGGGAAAAUAAAAGGAUGCAAAAAAAAAAGCCACAACAGAAGUGAGCUGCUGGGGACCAAUAAUGACGAUGCACCAGUGUUUUACGAUCUAGGCACAGAAGACGACGGCGAGAAGACGAGCAAAGAAAUAAGUGGAAAGGUUAUUGUUUAAUUUCGCUUCUCAAACUUUAAUGUGUCAUUUGGUUAGGCCAUGUAGCACCUAAGUCGAUAUGAAGUUGACUUGGAGGUUGCCGGUGUAGUGUUAGCUUCAGUUCAACUUCAUAUCGACUUAGGUGCAAUGUUGCCUAACCAAAUGACACAUCGAAAAGUUUACGAAGCGAAUUAAACAAAAAACCUUUCCACUUAUUCCUUUGCUUGUCUUCUCGCCACCGUCUUCAGUGCCUAGAUCGUCAAACACCUGUGUCAUCAUCAUUAUUGGUCCCCAACGGCUUACUUACGUUCUGGCUUUUUUGAUUUGCAUCAUUUUAUUUUCGCUGCAAGUAACUUUUUUUUUUUUGCAUUGCCACUUUUUUUUUGCGCUGUUCACUUCCGUUGUGACUUCUUUUUUUUUGCAUUCUUUUUAUUUGCAGCAGUGGCGGUUCUCGGCCGCCGUAGAUCUCAUAUGUAUUUAACCAUUUUUUAAAUUUUUUGCGAGAAAAUUCUUUUUUUCUCUGUAUUGAAGUAAACCCGGUCUUUUCUCUCAUGUUCUUGCAGAGACAAGCCGCUGGCACGAGGUGGGUCACAGCUGCUCCGUACCGCAGAGGCCGGUUGGCACCAGCCUGGAGAGCCUGUGGGACGUCCUGCCAGAGGUGCACAAGACCUCAGCCCACUGGGACUGGGAUGUUGGCUCUACCUCGAGCACUAUCACCAGCUUGUUGCAGGACCUCAACCUGACAGAGGCCGCGUCCUCACACUCCACUGCUCCCCCAAGCAAGCGGCAGUGCCGGUCCCUGUCCUGCUCUGACGAGCUGGGAGGUUGCCGCUCCGCCUGGCGUCCUCAGAGCUCGCGUGUGUGGACGACGGUGGAGAAGAGGAGGUGCCACAGCGGAGGGAGCGUACAGCGCGGAGGUGUCACAAACUCUGCGCUGGGCUUCCCCGCGAUGCAGCGCAGCUCCAGCUUCAGCCUGCCCACCCGCUCCAACACCCUGGAGCUGCCCUGCUUUACCCAGCCGACCUCUCACUGCCCUUCAGCCUUCUCCAGCCUGACGCCCUCCUCCGAGCCCCCGGCACAGCCCCUCUACCUCUCUGAAGAACAGAUCUGUGAGCCUCGUGGACCCUCGCCGCCCAGCUCCCCGGACUCCACCCCAGAGCUGGAGCGCCGUGGUGGACAGGGGGGCCUCGCUAGAAGUCGCUCGCAGCCGUGCGUGCUAAACGACAAGAAGAUCGGGGUGAAGCGCAGAAGACCAGCUGACUCGCAGAAACAGAGGCCCUCUUUGGACCUGGCCAAGAUGACACAGGUUGGUAUUGAACAGAUCACACUUGAUCACGUUAAAUCAGGAUAAAAUCAGCUCAUUUGUUCCUAAUCUAAACGUGUUUAUCCAGCUAGUAUAAACUGUGUACUAAACUAUCUGAAUAUUGCACUUGGGCACCAUAUUUAGAGUGAGUGAGAGGCAAUAAUAUGGCUGUUAUUUAUGAGUUAAGCCAACAGCAGUCCUCUUAUGUGAUCCAAAAGAUCACAGUCUGCAGCAUGAGACCAGACCCCUCAGGAAACAGUCGUGCCAGCUGGAAGCUCUGCUCGCUCCAUCACUCUCACGAACAUUAGCUGGUUAUAUUCUGCUGUUGUGGCAAUCUGCCUCUUCCAUGUUGGAUAAACAAGCACUUCCAAAGAAGGUCACGCCAUUGUGUCUGUUCUCUCUCCGCACACCUCCAAGUGUUUCUGCAGGCGCUGUCAUUAAACGCCGGCCAUCCGUGCAUGCAUGCAUGCGGGCCUGUUCUGGGUCACACUCACCUAUCAGGGCGUGUGUGUUUAUUUUUGCUCUUAAAAUAGACAGCAGCGAGCUGAAAAAUUGGCCUUUUUAUGUGGAAAAAGGACGAUUUGAUCAAAGCAUGAAUUUAGGAGUCAGUCGGCAGAUCAGAUGAGCUUGAUUUCUUUUUUUUUUUUUAGAAAGCAAUGAUCUUAUCACACUCCCCCGGCCUGAGCUGAUCAGACAAUCUGUUGCAUACACACACACACACACACCCGCUCCUCCAACAGCCACACACACGGCUGGUUAAGUCUCACAAGAACACCGACUGGACGAUAAACACCAAGCCAUCCCCCCCCUCUCCUCAGGGGAAGUCACGCCGAGUUCAGUGAUGUCUUAACAACGGCGCUGCAGUGUCACGACGAGCGGACGCCACACACACUUCAAACAGAGAUGAGGUCAGCGUGGAGAGAAAAGAGCCCGAGGCGAGGCCACUGACAAUAUUUUCACAGAGGAACAUCAGGGUGCUGAGAUUGUUAGUACUGGACGGGGUCUCUGAAAUAACUGUUAAAUCUAAUCAGCUCUUCCUCUUUUUGAGUCUUUUCUUUCACUUCUUUUUCUUCUAGUGCUCACUUUAAAACAAUCAGCAAAGCUACUCUGGAAAGUUUUUAAAGACCCUAAAUCAUGUUCCUCUUGUUUUCUACAUGUUCAUAUGGCAUUUGAACAUGUAGAAAGGCCAAAAUUGCAUUUCUGAGUAUUUCUGCUUUCAAAUCGCAGUGAACCUUUGGCAGUCCCAAGCAGCAGGUUCAGAUCAUAGACUGUAUAUUCUAUGGACAACUUGGUUCCGCCUUCCACCAGUAUAUGACUUUAAAGUCAAAAAGCUCUCGGUAAUUCCGCGUUAUUUCUCCACUUCCUAAAACCAACAUUGCACAGUAGCGUUGUACACAUUCAGCGGGAGAGUCGCUGAGAUGAUGCUUGACUCAAACAGCGUAUCCCCUGGGUGAGCUAUAAAUGCCCAUAGGCUGUAUUAAGUGUCAAUCAUAGAAAACAUGAACCCCCUAAUAACUUAAAAAAAAAAUAAAAGAGGACUUGAGCACAAACUAGUCUUGCAAUAAUUACAUGUCAACAUUGCAAGCAGGGGGAAAAAAAUGUAUAUUCUGUGUAAUAAAUUUCUAAAGUUUAUUCACAUCUCCAUAAGCUUUCUUGUCGGAGGUGGGAUUUUUUAACUAUACUGCAGCCUGUCACCAGAGGGUGCUGUUUUCGGAGUGGCUUCACUCAGUGAGGAGGCAGACGCUGUCCAUUCGAUAUACGGUCAAUGGUUCAGAUACAGUGAGAUUUCCUAUGUCACUAAUCCAAGCUCCGCCCCCGGAGCCCCACUCUGCAGGCCAGGCUCGGAGAAAUCAGAUAGAACAAUCGCGGAACAAGCGUCUGCGUUAGCAAAUUGCAAUGCUCCUAAGAAAGCUAAUUAUGAUAUUUACUUUCAUCAGGGUAGUGUCCGAGAGCUGAAUAGCUGCCAUGUUACCUGCCACCUCUACGAUAAUGACAAUGUUAGGCUACAAGCUAGCCUGAAGAGGAGUGUGCAGAGCAGCGCUGUCUCCGCCCACAACUCAGAGGCGAAAUGCUAAUGAUCUACUGGAGCUCUGUAAAAGAAAAACCCUUGAAAAUGACACAACGUGAUUUUGUCUAAAAACGUUAUAAUCACAAUUGAAAGACCACUGAGAACUCUUUAAGUAGUAAAAACAAAUGAUCGGAGUGGAACUUUGGGAAACUACGAAACAAAUUGUCCUAAAAACAUAGUGAGGGUUUUCUCAGGUGGACUCUCUCAGAAAAGUUGUUAGAAAACUUGUUGGAAAAAUCUUCACUGAUGAAGGUAGACUCAAACUCUUUAUCGUCAUCAUAUCAGUAUUCAAAGUCACCUCUCUAUUCAAAGAUUGCUCACAGCGCCGAGUGCCCUCUCAUCCACGCUCUCACACACAUUUCUGCACACACACACACACACACACACGCUGGUGUAGUUUACUCUCGGAGAAACCUGGCUUUGUGCUGCUCCGUGACUGUCAGGAAGUGGAGCAGCUGUGGCAGAGGUUAUGGAUCGUGGCACUGGGGAGAUGCAUGUUGGGUAAAGAGAUAUUGAUUUCUGUAAAUUCAGCUCAGUGGGUGGAUCGCUGCCACAACCGAGCCUCAUGAGCUAUCGAUCAGCUUUUAUUGACGGAGAGUCAAGGUCAGUAUGGAUGAUGAGACUUUCUGCUCACUUCUCGGUUUCAUUUGAAGGGGAGUGAUGGAGGCAGAGCGGCACGGAUACAGACAGCGUAGAUUCAUGACCCUCGCCGUAGUGCCGUUUGAAGGUUUUCGCAGCCUGGAAGUCUUCCUCCGUCUGGGCUAUAUUUGGUUUACUUAAUGUCAAUGGAACUUUUUAUACUAUAGUCCAGACUGCUCUUGGCCUUAUCAGUUUGCUCCCAUGCUCAGAGCCAGGGGCCUGAUGGUUCAGACUCAAGUGCUAAUGCAGAAGGCAGCAAUGUGACACCGGCCCAGUGCUGACAAAUGUACCCGCUCCACCAGCGCCAAGAAAAACAGCAGGGCCUCAUUUGAUGUACUGCCGCAGCCCGGUGUAGAGACCUUUCUCACCGCUGUCAGGUCACAGACGCGGAUCAUAACUUAACAUGUGACACUUUCUGCUCUGGGGGCAGUUUGAUCUCUGUAUCUGCAGGUUUGAGCCUUUAAACAGGCCGAUCAAUAGAUGAACAUGACAUCUUAAGAAACAGAGGAUCUUUGGGUUCAGCCUGCCAGUACAUACAGUAGAUACAUUUCAGCCUAAAACAUGGUAAAAUCUUGUAACCAUCUGACUUCAUGGUUCUUAGAUUAUGAAUCUCAGUAAAAUCUAGUGAUCAAACAUUGGGCACAUUUUUCAUUGUUCAAAACCACAGAAACCCUCAGUAGCCAUUUUUACUGUGUAUUUUAAUGCUAUGGCUGACAGGGUUAGCGUAUCCUCUAUAUGGGGAGCACAGGCUAUGUUCACACUGCAGGUCAAUUCUGAUUUUUUAACCAUAUGUGACACAUAUAUGAUUUUUUCAUGUAAGUGUGAACAGUGCAAUUCUGAUUUUUUCAAAUCCGACCCAGGCCUCUUUUGUAUGUGGAUAUAAAUCAGAUAUGUAUCCGAUGUGACUGCAGUGUGGACGCUCAGGUCGCGUUCAUCCUACCUAUACGUCAUCAAUAUGCGACAAACGUCAUUCAUUGUUGUAAUGUGAACGACCGCACAAAAAAGAUCGGAUUUAACAAAAAAUCAGAAUUGUAUCAUAACCUGCAGUAUGAACGUAGCCACAGUCCCCGUCGCAGCGGUCGAGGGUUUGAGGCCAUCCCCCUUUCUCUCUAUCUCCCCACAUUCACCCUAUCCUAUCAAUAAAAGGCAAAAACUGCCCCAAAAAAAUGUAUUAAGUCUCUGAUAACGUAAAAAAUGUAUGUAUUUGAUGUUGUGCCACAUUGACAAAUGUUUAAGCAUGUUGCUGGUGUUUCCACCUUUCCAUGUUAUCUCUGCUCGACGAACGUUGCACGUUGCGCUGUUGUCGUUUCUCUUAGUAAAGUCAAGCCAGGCUUUAGAUCGUUUCUGCCUAAUUUUCAUACCGUCCAUCAUGCUUUUUCUCUGUCUCUGUUCUCGUUCGCGUAGACUGGCACUUGCGAAACCGUUUUUCGAGGCACCCGAAAGAAAGGAAUCAUUGAACCAUUUGGAACCGGUUCUCAAGAAGAACCGGUUCUCGAUUCCAACCCCUAUUAAAGUAAAAUAACAGUUGCUUCUUUCUUUUAAAUUUAGCAGUUUAUAUAAUCUCUGAUCACCAUCAACACAAACAUUUGACAUUUUUAAAACUCGUUUGGUCAAAAGUCAAAGCGAAAAGAAAUAUAAAGAAAAAUAAUCACAAAUGAAGAUGUUUUGGUGCUCUUGAAUGAUCAACAUCGAACUCUGUAGGAAUUAAAAAAUAAAAGGUUGUCAAUUUGCAACAAAAAAAUGAGGAAAAUUAGAUAGAUAAAUAGAUGUCCUAAUGUAGAUGAAGACACUUUUAGCUCUAGAACAGGGAUUCUUGGUUUCCUGCUGUUUUAUGACUGGAACAAUACACUGCAUCACAAAAAAGUAUAGCUUAAUCUUUAACCCAUCAAUUAGUCACAGUUGUAGUUCAUACACUUGGCUGUGCGCUCUGUCUCCGACAGUCCCAUGCCUGUUAGUUAUUACGUAAGCUCACAAAUGACAGGAGGUUUCACAGAGGCCUUAUUCUCCUGCGUCCUCCUGCUCUCACACGGCACCGCUCGGGCAUGAGGCAGCUGUCCUGCCUCCUCCACAUUAGCUGGAUAAGCCUGUCAUAAAGUCCCCCCGACUCCGACGAGCACAGCUGUCACAGGACUCGCCUGCAGCAGUGCUGGCACAUGUGGAUGUUGCCUGAGGAAGUUUUCCCAGAUGUAUGUGUUCAUUGUGUGGUGCCAGCGAAAAGGCCAGCGGAGUCAAAAGGCUUACACGAGCGAUGUCUGCCUGAGGGCGAUCUGGACACUCUCUGCCGGGGUUCAAAUCCUUUCGCCCCACUCAUCCAACUACCAGUUGCUCCAGUAUGUUAGGCAGGCUAAAAUUAUACCAUCGGAGUCGUUUUAUUUUUUCACGAGGGUGUUUUUUUGCCCAAUGUCCAGCUCUGACCUCACUGACUCACCCACACAUGGUAUGAGUACAGUGAGGUUGUUUUCUUAUGAUGGUUGAAUGCCUUAAGUUUUCGUGCCCUAGUUUGGAAAUGGUACAUAGUCCAACAUGAAGGAAGUGUGUUUAGAUUCCCAAAACUAAAUACAUCGAGGCUGCCAGACAAAGAAGAGUUUACAAAGAACUUCUGAGCUGAUCUCAUCUCCUACGUGUUAAAGCAGUGAUUUCUAGAAAACUCAACCUCCCCCUGCUUCCUCUAAACAGUCAGAUGUGUCACCUAUUGUCUUUGCUGUGGAAAAUAUCAAACAGCUGUUUGUGCAGCAGAAUCUGAACUCACACCUACGGGGUAGCAGCAGCAGUAUCAUACGUAGAGGCACCGGUUUGUCGUCAGAGGUUGAAUCACACGCAUAAUGUACAGAGACGAGGGUCGGGUUUAGUUCCACAGCUUCCCACUCUUUACACCGUCAUCUCCCCUCAAUAUAGGCAUAAAAGCCCCCAAAUAUACAUGUAGCAAUAUAAGCGGUCGCUCAGGGCCACAACCAAUGGGGGAGGGGGCCACAUCACCAACCACCCCCUUCCUAAAAAAAGAAAACAAAUAAAUAAAUAAAAAUAAAUAAAUAAAAUCAAAUAAAAAUAAAAGUAAAAAAAAAAGAAGACAAAAAUAACCAUCUAGCUAGUUCUAGACCAUACAUGGAUAACUGGCAACUCAGGAAGCUUGUAGAUCAGCUAUUUUUGCAACUUUAGUGUGACAUCGAAUGGACCGACAGUAUAUGUAAGGUGGUCCCCUGGAAUGAGUGUGGAAAUAUAGUGGCCCUCUCCAUCAUCAAAGUUGCCCACCACUUGUCUAGACAAUCUAGAAGCUCACGAUAUACCAUCGUGAAGUCAUCGGCUGUGUCCAAAAUGGAUCCCUAACCCCCAUAUAGGCGACUAUAUUGGGGUCAGCGCCAUUUUGAGGGGUGUCCGAAACUUCAGUGAUCAAUUCCAGUGCCCUAUAUAGGCGACUCAAAAUUUCCCAUGAAGCAUUGCAAAAUGUAGCGACUAUCCGAUGGUCACUCACCAGUGGUUGGCAUCCCGUCAGGCAAUGCGUCUUGCCAUGUAGUGUCCAAAACCUGUGGUGAUUGAGUUCACUACAUAGUCAACUAUAUAGUAAAAUCCCAUAUGGGGGUUAGGGGUUAGGGAUUCAUUUCGGACACAGCCAUUGUCUGUUUAAAAUGCAACAAAAUCGGGGGCCACAACCAAUAUCGGGGGCCCCAUCACAUCCCCACCCAAACCACAGCCAAUAGAGGGGGCCACCAAAAUCCACCAGCCGGCCCUGCUUACGACUGAAAAACAAAAAAAUCAAAAUGUCCUUAAAAUUUAACAGAUAUAUUAAUUUAUCUUGUUUGAUACAUUAGAUGUUUUUGGAAACUGAUAAACUACAAGAGGACAUUUUUAUCAUUUAUCGGACUGUAUUCAGGUGUUUUUUAGUAAUUUGUUGAUCAUAUUGAUUUGAUAGAAGUAUACAAAAGUAUGUAUCAAAUAUGAUACAAAAGGCUUUAAGGCUUAAGAAAUAAACAUCACUAUUCACUGUAACUGAUAAUGAAGAGGCAUCACUAUCAGUUUCAUUUUGCCUCAUAAGCGGUUUAAAACUCCUCUAAACGGCGUAAAGCGUGUGCUUUUUUUCAUGAGAACGCCAGUUUUAGGUCGCCAAAAACACCCGACGUUCUGCUUACAUCUGCACAACCCUCAUUGCAAAACCCUCGUGUGCAAGAAUAGAUAUGCGAAAUUCAAUGUGCAAGAACUGAAUGUGCAAAAUCCUCCUUAAAGGGGACAUACAGAAAUACUUCUUGACUUGUUUUAUAAAGUGUCUCUUUUUUCUUGGAUCAGGGCUACAUGGAGAGAGAGAAAAAUGUAAUGCAGCUUUUACAGACUGCUAUUUACAUCCACUCUGUUCUGUUGUGUUGCAGAAACUUCGAAAUUUCCACAGCCUGAGCUGCCCUGGAAUCACAGGCGAGGACGUGUGCGAGUCAAAUCAGACCCUCUUCACUCUCAGGAGCCCCUCACAGUGCGACACGGACGACUCAAACACUCAGCCGAGGACCAAAGAGGGCCAGACGACCAGGAACACCCUGUCGGAUCGUACUAUCGAAGAGGCAGACUGGACCUCCACGGACUACGGCGACCUCACGCCCGGAACGACCAACGGCAAGGACAGUGAGCCUCUGUGGGCGGGGCUUUGUAGCCUGAGGAAGGACGUGUAUCAGCUCGGAGGCGAGCUGGACAUUGAGCAAAUUGAGAGGAACUGA